This is a messenger RNA of Staurois parvus, 375 nucleotides long. NCBI's taxonomy places the organism in Eukaryota, Metazoa, Chordata, Amphibia, Anura, Ranidae. The record is from the annotation of a GenBank genome assembly.
UCUUGUGAUGUUAGAACACAGGUGGGUCCCAAUCAGGGGCGGACUGACUAUUCGAGCACUCAGGCACUGCCCGAGGGCCUGGGGUCAUUAGGGGGCCCCAUGAAAUGCUCCUGGUACCUUUUAUAGGCUUUUAUUGGUGUACUUUGAGUGUGGGCAAGGACACAGGGGCCCCAUGAUCCCCUAUUGCCCGGGGUCCCCAUGAGUUGUCAGUCCACCCCUGAUGGCAAGUGGGUGGAAAUCCAACAUUUUUCAGCAAAAUCCUCCAACUGGGACACUUUUCUAAAAUGUGAUUUUUGUUCACUUUGGAGAGAUUUUCUCCCAUUUCCUGUUGUAUCUCCAGGUCAGAAAGUAAAGAGGAAAUCCUUUCAACAAGAU